This is a messenger RNA of Ictalurus punctatus (channel catfish), 1110 nucleotides long. RefSeq names its product antigen WC1.1-like. The coding region runs from base 10 to 1110 and encodes 366 amino acids. Gene Ontology annotation, cellular component: membrane. The record is from RefSeq and is a predicted model, not a curated record. The transcript has 6 exons. NCBI's taxonomy places the organism in Eukaryota, Metazoa, Chordata, Actinopteri, Siluriformes, Ictaluridae.
UGUGUGUGUAUGUGUAUGUGUAACCCAGGCCCCAGGUCCAUCAGGCUGGUUGGUUCUGGGGGAGACUGUGCAGGAAGGCUGGAGGUUUUCCACAGCGGCUCGUGGGGGACAGUGUGUGAUGACUCGUGGGAUAUUGAGGAUGCGCAGGUGGUGUGCAGACAGCUGCAGUGUGGAGUGGCCCUCAGUACCCACAUACCAGCCUGGUUUGGUCCUGGAACUGGGUCCAUAUGGCUGAAUGAGGUGGAGUGUGAGGGGAACGAGACGUCCCUGUGGAACUGCAGAUUUCAGCUGUGUGAAGAGGGUGAAUGUGGACACCAGGAGGACGUAGGAGUCGUGUGCUCAGAGUUUAAAGAGAUCCGACUCACGGAGGGCUGUGAGGGGAAUCUGGAAGUGUUCUACAAUGGAACCUGGGGUAAUGUGUGUCACAAUCAGAUGGAGUUAGAAACAGUAGAUAUGGUGUGUCGAGAGCUGAACUGUGGAAGACGUGAACAUUUGGACUCGGCCAGAGCGAGAGUCGAAUCUGCUCCUGACUGGAUGGAUUAUCUGAAGUGUAGGAAACACGACUCUAAUCUGUGGCAGUGUCCAUCUUCACCCUGGGGACAGAACAGAUGUGAUAAUCGUGAUGAGGUGGCUCGUAUUACCUGCACAGAUGAGGGAAAGUCUCUACGUACACAAGAAAAGUGCUCUUCAUUUCCCUCUCAGAAACACUGCUCAAAGCACUGGUCUCUCAGGCUGAGUGGAGGAGAGGGAAGCUGCUCUGGGAGGUUGGAGGUGUAUCAUAACGCUACGUGGGGCUCCGUUUGUGAUGAUCAGUGGAACAUCAGGAACGCUCAGGUGGUGUGCAGACAGCUGGGCUGUGGGUUGGCGCUGAGUGCUGAUAGGAAUGUUAGUUCUGGUCCUGGUGAAGGGACUAUCUGGCUGAACAGAGUGAAGUGUCGAGGGGAUGAGAUUCACCUGUGGGACUGUCAUCAUUCCCUGAAGAACCACACUGACUGCUCUCAUGCUGGAGUCACCUGUGCAGACGUGUCCACUACUACACCCAUCACCACCACCACCACCACCACCACCACCACAUCAGUGUCGUAUCAAGAUCCUCUUCUGUGUUUUUAA